Arvicanthis niloticus (Nile rat) is the source of this 337-nucleotide messenger RNA. It is a transcript of the gene Fimp1, whose product is annotated as chromosome 1 C16orf92 homolog. NCBI's taxonomy places the organism in Eukaryota, Metazoa, Chordata, Mammalia, Rodentia, Muridae. Gene Ontology annotation, biological process: fusion of sperm to egg plasma membrane involved in single fertilization. The record is from RefSeq and is a predicted model, not a curated record.
AUAAUAGUGAGAGGUUAUGAAGCUGUGGCAGUGGGUGACCCUGUGGGUGUGGAUGUGGAUGGCUGAGCUGGGGACCAUAGAAACAGCACCCAGAAGAGAUGGAACACAGGUCUCAGUACCAGGAGCCAGCUCCCAGCUCUUCAUAGACAGGCCUGAUUUCUUCGAUUAUCCAGACUCAGACAAAGCGAGCCUUCUUGCUGUGGCCCAGUUUAUUGGAGAGAAGCCUAUAACAUUUGUUAAGACAGGUUCCAGCCCUGGGCUCUUCCAGCACCUCCUGGUGGGGACAUUGGUGGUGGCCUUCUUCUUCCUGCUUUUCCAGUUCUGCAUGCAUGUGUGA